Microthlaspi erraticum is the source of this 801-nucleotide messenger RNA. Lineage: Eukaryota; Viridiplantae; Streptophyta; Magnoliopsida; Brassicales; Brassicaceae. The record is from the annotation of a GenBank genome assembly.
AUGGAGAAUGAUGGGAGAUCUACUGAGAAAAAUCUCUACGAGGUUCUUGGUGUGGGAGCAACAGCAUCUCCGCAAGAGAUAAAGAAAGCUUACCAUAAACUGGCAUUGAGGCUUCAUCCUGAUAAGAAUAAAGACGAUGAGGAAGCUAAAGAGAAAUUUCAGCAGCUGCAAAAAGUGAUAUCGAUUCUCGGUGAUGAAGAGAAAAGGGCAGUCUAUGAUCAAACCGGCUCAGUUGAUGAUGCUGAUCUUUCGGGAGACGUGAUUGACAACUUGAAGGAAUUCUUCAAGGCCAUGUACAAGAAGGUCACAGAGGAAGAUAUUGAAGAGUUUGAGGCAAACUACAGGGGCUCUGAGUCCGAGAAGAAAGAUUUGAUUGAGUUGUACAACAAGUUUAAGGGUCAAAUGAGCAGACUUUUCUGCUCAAUGCUUUGCUCGUAUCCAAAGCUUGAUUCACACCGUUUCAAAUUUAUCAUCGAUGAGGCCAUUGCAGCGGGAGAAGCAAAAUCAACAAAAGCUUACAAGAAAUGGGCAAAGGAGAUUUCAGAAAUUGAACCUCCCGGCAAUCCUACGAAGAGGCGGCAGAAAGCAAAAAAGAGUGGUGGAGGAGGGAAAGAUCUUUACGCUAUAAUUGCACAGCGAAGUAAAGAGAGGAAAGUGAAGUUCGAUACAAUGUUCUCGUCACUUGUCUAUAGGUAUGGUGACAAUGCUGACUCUGAGCCAAACGAAGAAGAAUUUGAAGCUGCCCAGAGAAAAGUUGAAAGCCGGAGAUCAUCCAAGAAGUCUAGACGAAGUAGUAGUUAG